Molecule: messenger RNA, 7896 nt
Organism: Didymodactylos carnosus
Lineage: Eukaryota; Metazoa; Rotifera; Eurotatoria; Philodinida; Philodinidae
Source: the annotation of a GenBank genome assembly
AUGUUUAAUUGCAGCUGUCCAGUUGGUUAUUCAGGUGUUCAAUGUCAACUUGGUGGUGCACAAUGUCUUACUAUGCCAUGUCUUAAUAACGGCACUUGUACAGAGUUUCCUAGAGCCUAUAUCUGUUCAUGUAUUCCUGGUACCAGUGGAACAAAAUGUGAAAUAGAUAUUAAUGAAUGUGCCUCCAUACCGUGUCAAAACGGUGGAACAUGUAUUCAGCCAACAUUGAAUACGUAUAAAUGUUUGUGUCCAUCAGAAUAUGUUGGUUAUAAUUGUGAGACACCGUUAGAUCCAUGCUUGUCUACUAUAUGUUUUAAUAAUGGUUCGUGUACAAGAGUAAAUUAUACGCAUGCUAUUUGUUCGUGUUCGGUUGGAUUCACUGGUACAGUGUGUGAAGCGCAAAUUAAUUGGUGUGCUACUAAUCCAUGUACCUACGGAACAUGCAUUAGUUUAAGUAAUCAAUACCAAUGUAAUUGUUAUCCAGGGUAUCAAGGUCAAAGGUGCGAUUCCCCUAUUAACUAUUGUAUGCCAAACCCCUGUUACAAUAAUGCUACGUGCGUACAACAAGCAGGAAAUUAUGUUUGUCAAUGUCCUUAUGGGUUUCAAGGUGCCACAUGUGCAGUGAUUGUACGAGCAUGUCAAAGUUCACCAUGUCUUAAUGGGGGUACUUGCAAUGAAGUGGCCCCUGGCCUACAGAAUUGUACUUGUCCAACAUUUUAUCGUGGUCCAUUCUGUCAAUUACGUGACUCACCAUGUGCUCGCUAUUUACCUUGUGGAAAUUAUGGUGUUUGUAUUGAUACGAUUGUUGGUUAUCAAUGUAACUGUCUAUCCGGAUGGACGGGAACAAAUUGUUCUUCACAAAUUCAACCCUGUUUAUCAAAUCCAUGUCAAAAUAAUGCAACAUGUAUAAAUCAAUUAUCAGGACUCGCGUACCAAUGGUAUGCUGGAUCAAUGUGUGAAUUACAAAUAAACACUUGUGUCAGUAAUCCCUGUAGCAACGGUGGCACAUGUAUUGCGGGAAUUAACCAAUUUUCUUGCAUUUGUCCACCGUCUUAUACUGGAAUCGUAUGUCACAUCGUUCUCGAUCCCUGUAUUCAGUAUGAAUGUGUAGCAGGUAUUGCCACACAAACCGCAAACGGUUUGAAUUGUUCAUGUAGAUGUGCUAGUGGUUAUACAGGAGUUUCAUGUCAAACACCAAUUAAUUUAUGUGAUCAAGACUAUUGUCUACGUGGCACAUGUACAUAUUUGGGUCCUGGCAUAGCUAAUUGUACAUGUCCAACAAAUUAUCAAGGAUUAAGGUGUGAAUCUCUUCUCCUUAAUUACUGUAGCUCCUGUCCGUGUAUCUAUGGUUCUUGCCGGUCACUGUCAAAUAGUUACGUAUGCGAUUGCUCAAUCGGUUACACAGGCAUUCAUUGCGAUACAAGACUUGAUCUAUGUCAACCACAAAAUCCAUGUCGUUAUGGGCAAUGUUUACCUAACGAAACUACUGGUUAUCAUUGCGUUUGUUUAUCAGGGGCAACAGGACAAAAUUGUACGGAGAUUAUUGAUCGAUGUAUCGAGAGACCCUGUCAAAACAAUGGCGUCUGUAUACAAGCACCAGGUGUUCUUAAUUCUUAUCAAUGUGCAUGUCUUGCAGGUUAUGUUGGUGUUAAUUGCGAAAUAUUAGUUAAUCAAUGUUCAACGAUUACCUGUCAAAAUAAUGGUACAUGCAUUAAUGUGGCCACAAAUCCUCCUCGAGCGUACUGUCAAUGUGUUCCGACCUACACCGGUCUGACAUGUGAAUAUUCGUUCCGUGCUUGUACUAGUCAACCAUGCAAAAAUUUAGCAACAUGUAUUGAUCUCAGUCUCACAACUUAUCAAUGCAUAUGCCCACUUGGUUUCUCUGGACAAAAUUGUGAUGUGAACAUUCAUGUAUGCAGCAGUAGUACAUGUAAAAAUGGAGGCAUCUGUAUUGAACCAACUCCCUACUAUUAUAUUUGUCAAUGUACAUGGCCAUUUUAUGGACAAAAUUGUCAAUUGGCUUGUGAUCCUUGUUUGAGUUUUCCAUGUCGUGGACCAAAUUCACAAUGUAUAUCGAGUUUAAACUAUUUAAAUUAUACAUGUGUAUGUGCUGCGGGAUUUAUUGGCCCUUAUUGUACAACAGUAUAUAAUCCGUGUUCAUCAGUUCCAUGUCUAAAUUCCGGUACAUGUAUAAGAACAGGACUAACAACAUUUGCUUGUGCUUGUCUACCUGGCUAUAGUGGAAUGUACUGUGAAAUACAAACAAAUCCAUGCACAAGCUAUACAUGCGGCAGUGGUGGAACGAUGAUCACACUUGGAUCAACGUCGUGUCAAUGUCAAUGUCCAUACAGUUAUUAUGGUAUCAAUUGUCAAUUAAAUGUGUGUAAUGCAAAUCCUUGUCAAUUAGGUACAUGUGUGGCGCAAUCAAAUUUGACGUACACAUGCAAUUGUCCUCUAGGAUUUACGUCUAUUAUGGGCGUCUGUAGCGAUAUCGAUGAAUGUCAAACGAUACCUGGGAUCUGUUCUAAUAGUGGACGAUGCUUGAAUUCAUAUGGGUCCUACCUUUGUUUUUGUCAAACAGGUUAUUAUGGUUUCAAUUGUGAAACAUUUGAUCCAUGUCGUUCGUCACCGUUAGCAAAUUGUGAACAAGUGACAACGUGUUAUUCUAAUCCUUGCGUUCGUGGUACAUGCCGAGAUAUAGUAGCCAAUGGUACCAAUACAUUUCAGUGUCUUUGCAGUCCGGGAUUCGGCGGUAUAAUAUCAAGUAACGGUGCCUCAUGUGACACACCAAUCGAUGUUUGUGCAAGUAGUCCUUGCUUAAAUGGCGGAACGUGUAGCAACCGCGGCAAUGGAAUUUUUCAAUGUACUUGUUUGCCUCAGUUUACUGGGGUUUAUUGUGAUCAACCAUUAUGUGUCCCUGAUUCAUGUUUGAACGGAGCAACGUGCUCAAUAGUAGAAAAUGUUCUUCAAUGUCAAUGCCAGUGUGGAUACACAGGCCGACGUUGUGAAAAUCCAAUCGAUAUUUGUUCAGCAGUUUUAUGUCAGAAUCAAGCAACACUCCUGAUAAAUUCGACAACAUGUCAAUGUUCCUGCGCUUGUUCUCCAUCUUUCACUGGAACAUUAUGUCAAGCAUCAGUUGCUUCAAUGAAUCGUACAUAUCCUGGUCAAAUUCAAGUUCCAGUCGAUCGCCUACAAGGUUCAUCGUGGGCUUCGAUCGUGGAUUGUAUUGAUCAAGUUUGGAAUAGUGUCAAUACAUUGCUUGUAUGCACAGCUCCUUAUAAUCUUGUCCAACCAACCGUAUUUUAUCCGUAUUGUUAUCGUCUUAAUCCACAAGCAUCACUAAUUCGACAAACAGAAUCGAUUCAAGAAUGUUCCACACAAAAUUCACAACUAGUAUGGUUUCAAUCACCUGGUGAAUUAACUGAACAAUUGGUGCCAGCUAUAUUUGCACGUGGUUUAGGACGAGAUUUUUGGACAAGUGGUAUAUUUGAUCCAAUAUUAAACCGUUGGCAAUGGCUAUUAUCGGAUAACAACUCUCGAAUUGAUAUUGAUCCGACGAUAUUAACACAGUUUAAUAUAGAUUCAAGAGUCGGACAAUCUCUUCAUGUUACAUUUUCUCAACCAACUAGUGCACGGCUAGUUGCUAAUUCGCCUUCUGAAAAUUAUGUAACUGUUUGUAAAUUGGCCGCAAAUCAAAUAUUUUUAAAUAGUUUAACGCGUGCAAUCGACUUAACAUCAUACAGAGAUGGUUUCAAUAAUCAAUCCCAAGUGAUUAUUUAUCGUUUCAAUUAUAUAAUCUAUCCUAAUGUGCCAUCAACAGUGUCUAUUCAACAACCUACAGUCGCAAAUUAUCAAGAAUUGUGUGGAGUAGCUAGUGAACCAUCAUCCUCGGUCAAUCCCUAUACUAUAGAUCUAUGUGAUUAUUUUGAUUCAAUUAAUAACACAAAUGUGCAAAAUAUAAUGCAAGGAAUUAGUCACUACUAUACAGUGAGACGAUCUUCCGUAUACACUUCGCAACAAUGGACAGCAAUACCGUUUACCGUACAACAUUAUUUGACAACAACCGGGUACGAAAAUAUAAUCCGGAAACGUUUUGAUCAAAUAUUUUUAAAAAUUAUUUCUAUUUCUAGAGAAAUUACCACAAGAAUUCGUUUUGUAAUAACAAGCAGUUCAACUGUAUUGGGAUCAAAUAUUGAACCAUUAGCACCUUCCAUUGAUCUUUUGAACACAAUCAAUACUCUUUCGUCACACACCUAUAGUUCAUGUACACCAUAUGUAUCCCUCAAUCUACUUUUACCAUUGAGAGUAUGUUUACCAUUAGCAGAAAUACCAUUGUGGACAACAGUUAUCAGAGAUGCAAUUGCAACAGCAACCGGUCAAUCAACAAUGAAUAUAAUGUUGGAAGGCAUUAGAGAAGGAUUUACACCAUCCGGACAACCAGCAAAUAUUGUUUAUUAUUUAUUAACUGUCAACGGUUCAACAUGGAAUUAUACACAAAAUAGAGCCUUGCUUAACAUGGCAACAUUGGAAGCGUAUAUUGUACAAUACAAUAGCUUUCUGAUAUGUCCAAAUCAAACAACUAUUUUACCUACACAAUACAGUAUUCAUGAUUAUAAUUCUCCAUGUCCCACACCAGUAUUAUUACAACGACAAUUAAACACAGCAAUACAACAAGCUGGCAUUAUGAAUGUCAAUGUAUCGGUGUUGGGUAUUGAAGAAGCGAUGGAUAAUCGAGGACAGGUGUAUCGAUUACCACUGAUUUACAUUCAACAAAAUGGGAAUUGGUUAGAUGCUUCAUUGCUAGUAAAUAGCAGCUGGAUAAACAUAUUUCGUUCGGCUCAAUUACAGCGUUUAACUAUGCGUGUAUAUCGAUUAGCUAAAGCAUUUUCGUAUUUUUAUUCAAAUAAAUUAUCAUCGACUGAUCAAGAUUAUUUACAACGAUUAAUUUUAACAUUAUACAAUUUAAAAGCUUCUGUAAUAACGAAUAACGUACAAAUCCUCCUUGAAGAUCCAUAUUUAAACACCAGUUCUAAUGCCAUCAUAAAUCGUGUCUACGUCUUUGCAUUUUACAACGAUCAAGAAUUUGAUGGUCGACUUGUUUCACCAUUAGUUAUUGGUAAAAGCCAAUUUAAUGGUCCAUAUAUUCUUCAAACACCGUUAACCUAUGUUUCAAAUCAAAUACCAUUUUAUGUAAUUAAACAACGUGAUACACAACAAAUAACAUUGACUGGCAAAGUUGGACAAUCAUUAUCUCAAGCAGCAUUAAUUGAUUAUUGGCAAAAUCCAAUAAGACAAGGUUUAAACACGACAACGGUUGUUAUUCUACGAAGAGAUCAAACAGUUUCAUCACAAGGUCAAUAUUACACUACAAUAACAUAUAUUGUAUCGCAAGGUGGCACUACAAUACCACCAGGUUGUUUCAAUCCCGCAUUAUUACAAUCAUUGAAUGGUCCAUGCGGUGGACCAAAUACUUAUGUUAGUCAAAUACCGUUUACAUAUUCAACAUCGUUUAUUGAUUUACGUGGAAAUUAUAAUCAAGUAGACUUAGAACAAGAUAACUUCAUUGCCAUAUUAAACACGGCAUUACAACGAUUAGGAAUUACAAAUGCAGUGUCAAAUAUGUUUGUUGAAUCGCGUUUUGGUUUGGAUAUGAGUGUAGUCACACGUGUGUAUACAUUCUAUAUUGCGCCUGAUCAAAAUAUAACCCAGAAUAUAUUGCAAACACAAUUACAGCCCCCUCUGUUCACGACAAUGCAAUCAAUUAAAUACAGUUUAUUUAAUGGACAAUCGAUUGCUCGUACAGACGUUGAUCAAUAUAUUUCAAAUGUAACUUUACCAUUAACAACAGAACGACGUCAAGAAAUAGAAAAUUAUUUAACAUCAUAUAAUAGCCAAUAUGGUAUUGCAAAAAUUAUCUAUGCUGAAAAUAUUGAUGGUAAUCAGACACGAUUUUAUUUUGUGUUUAUAAAUGGAACACAAUUGUUAACACGAUGUGAUAUUGAUAUCUAUUAUCCGGGUGUGGAUGGAAAUCGUGAUAAUACCUAUCAUAGUAUCUUUCUUGAACGAAAUGCUUUUGUCUCACAGCCAGCUGCAUUAGCUGAUGGACUUGCUCAAGUUUGGACAAAUCAAAAUACAGGAAUUAGUGGAGUCAUACCAGGACUAUUGUAUGUUCAAUUGAAAAAUCAAGAACAAUAUAUUUGUCAAGGAGGACGAAGAUCUGUACGUGUGGAUUAUCUUAUUAAAACAUCAUCUUCCAUUAUCAAUGUGAACACAUUAAUAACUCCUCCAAACAUAGCUUUUGAACAACUCUAUGGACAAUAUGUCAAUAUGAGUCGAUGUUAUUCGUAUCGUGCUCAUUGGAUUUAUUCAACAGAACCUCGUUUUUCAAAUGAAAUUAUUCGUAUUACAUUACAAAAUGCAUGGCGUCAAACAAACAAUAAUUUAUCCAUUGAUGUGUCACCUGAUUUUCUAAUUGAUCAAACAUAUUUGACUAAUUUAAAUCAAUCACUUACACGUCUCAUGUACACAGUUAAUAUUAAUGGUUCAGAUGUAACAGCUUUAAUAGCUUCACAACCAUCUAGAAUUACUUUAUCAACUCUAUAUACGGGCAUUCCAUUUAAACGAUAUUCAAUUUAUAUUGAUGGUAGUAGAAUAAAUUUAACUAGUCCAAUAACAUCACAAACGAUGAAUCAAGCAAUAAGAACGAGUUGGUCAAAAGCAAAUGGAAAUUUAUUUACAUCCAAUGAUUUAAUUAUUAAUAGUAUUAAUAGUACAAUAGUGGAUAAUGGUCAAACAAAAGUUGAUUAUACCAUUGGUUUAAAAAAUUCUAUUCACUCAGAUAUUGGUGAUUAUGUUCAACCAUCUGAACGUCUUUAUACACAAAUAUUUAAUCAAUCAUUAUUGUCAACACUUGUUUACAGUCGAUAUAUAAAUAGAGAUAGUAAUCAAGUAUCAGGAACAGAAAUAACAAGUUUAUCACCAUUUUAUGGGUUGGAAUGGUGGAUAAUACUAGUUAUCGUUCUUGGUGCUUUAAUGUUAUCAAUUCUAUUUUGUCUACUCUGUUAUUUAUGUUACAGAAGACGGUCAUUCAAUCCACUUUGUAAAUCUAAAUCCAUUAUUCAUGUUCUUGGUCAAGAUAACAGUGCUUUACUUACACGACCGACACGUACAUCAUCUUUGCUACUCGAUGAGACAGUUCUUGCCGCUUCACGUUUAACUCCAUUAUUAUCCAUGCAAACAUAUGAUGGACCUUAUCUAUCUGAGCAUUAUCAUUCUCCUAUUCGACGUAGAAGUUUAAUUGAACUAUCAGACCGACCACAACAACAACAAUUGUCGUCUACCAUAGAUAGAACUGUAAAUGCACCAUUGCCACCACCGUUGCAUGUUCGUCGAAUAUCAUCAAAUACCAUCGACAUCAAUGAAAAUGAUUGGAGUGGUUUAAAUCGUUUGAUGACAUACAAUUACAAUCCGUACAUUUCAUCACAAGAACAACAUCUCGUAGUCUCUUCCACGACUAAUGAUGAUGAUAUAAGAAGAAGUUUAUCAUUAAAUGGAUCAUUAUCAGAUGUAAUAUUGACAAAAAAAGGACAUCAACAGGAAAGAAAAUAUGGUGAAGUGAUUAUUCAAAACGGUACACGACUUCGUCGUAAAGAUUAUUAUAAAAAUUAUCGGUCAAAAAUGUCAUUAACUGAUUCAAAUUCGAGUUUAACAACAAUAUUUCAUCGACCAAAACAGUGUCCAAAUCGUUCACCGUCCAGUAGUUUUAGAUAUAUACUACCGUUUGAUUCAAAACGUACAAGAAAAUCGAUUGAUAAUAUCUCGAAUAAGAAGAGUGUUUACACCAUACGCGAUGUACCAAUCAAUCCAGUUUAUCACUUAUAUCAUGAACCAUUAUAA